Molecule: messenger RNA, 828 nt
Organism: Eimeria necatrix
Lineage: Eukaryota; Apicomplexa; Conoidasida; Eucoccidiorida; Eimeriidae
Exons: 5
Coding region: 1-828 (275 amino acids)
Molecular function (GO): structural constituent of cytoskeleton
Source: RefSeq, a predicted model, not a curated record
AUGCUCCUUGCUGGCGGCGUCGACACACACAACUCCGCCGGAAUUCUCCACUGCUGCCCAGCCUCCAGCUACGAUUGCGGGGGCCCCGUUGGUUGCAGCGUAUUUCCUCCCGCAACCGCUGCAGAGCCUUGCUCUGAAAAGCUGCGGCUGCAGCUCGCGAGUGUUGGAGAAAGAUUUGCGGGUUUCAAGUCAGCUAUUGCAGAGGACUCAAGGAGGAGGCGCCUGCUUGAAGAAGAGCGGUACAGGCAAAUCCAUCAAGCAGUGCAGGCAAUCGAGAGCGGAGUUGCAGCAGAAACGAAGAGGAGAGGGGACGCUAGCAAGGUGCUAGAGAGGGCAGCAGGAAAAAUGGCCACAGAAAUGUUAGAACGACUGCAAAUGAGAAUAGGCAAACACAUUGGGCAUUUGACAAGACAAUCGGCGGAGCUAAUGGCUCGCUGCAAAGCUACUCGGGCGGCUUUCGAGGCGGAGGUGCAUUCGAGGACUGAGAGGGAGGAGGCAGCAUCAGAGAAGCUAGAAGAGCUUGUGAAGAACUUGGACUUGAAAAUAGAAAGUGAAAUCGCGGCUCGUCACCAGCAAAUUACAGCCAUCAAAAAGGAUGUUAGCAUAUUGCUCAGAGGUAAUCAACCGCGAGAGCAAUUUCACACUUUUGUGAAGGAGGAGCUGGAGGAGCUUCGUACUGGCCUCGCCGCCGCUACGAGGGCCCGGCAAGAGGCUGACGACGAAAUCCUGCAGGUACACUUGGGAAAGAGCACUCAAGAGAACAGACUAAAGAGCCCACUAAGUGUUUGUUUCCGUUGGAUCUGGAUGCUCCCGCUCAUGCGCGUCUAA